CACUCCUGACGCUGAGUGCACCGGUACAGUGCAUGCUCACCGCCUACCGCCUAACUUCCUGGAUAGCGCAUAAAUUGGUAAUCUGAGGUAACGUUGGCGUACUCAACCCAUCAGUUAAUACUUUAAUGAUAUUGCAAUCUUGCCCAUAAAGCUAUGUACAGUAGAUAAAAAUCAUUACUACCCACUUACUGGACCGCCCACAGGUAGGCCAAAAACAAGAAGGUAGAUGAGAACUGCACAUUCCUAGAAAGCCAGAAUCAGGCACCCACGAAUUGCAUGGACAAGAACAAAAGAGGCGAGUAUCAGGUGUGUGAAAGCCCAGUCAAAGACCACACGUAGACACAAUAGCCGGAGCUUAGGCGUCCUUCAGAAGAUCAAUCCGCAUGUUCCCAGCUCAGCUCGCCAGCUCACUUCGCGUCGGUGCUCUUACAACUCUGAUAAUCCACGUCUGUCCCUCGCUGUAUGUCAUUGUUCAGAGGGGCUUACUUCUUGCGACCCUCUUCACAAUGGAGACGAAAUCAGUUAACUACUUCAUUAUAGGAAACUCAAGGAGCCAGAACAUGACCCUGUGCUGGAAACCCCAACGAAUUCAAUGUCGCCGGCAAAGACGUGACGGACGGAUUGCUAGGAACUGAGAGCGCGGCGGGUUUUAGAACCGCCGAGAUUCAUCCUUUGGGAGAUACUCAUACUUCAUUGCUGGGUGCAAGAUGUUCAGUAUCAAUUGAUAAGAUCGGGCUGCGGCUGACUGACCGCGUAACGGACAAGCUGGCGGUGUUUUGCUGCUGCUGCUGCCGCUGCCGCUUCUCCUACUUACGU
Aspergillus aculeatinus CBS 121060 is the source of this 816-nucleotide messenger RNA. RefSeq lists its product as uncharacterized. Bases 384 to 635 code for a protein of 83 amino acids. The record is from RefSeq and is a predicted model, not a curated record. The transcript has 2 exons. NCBI's taxonomy places the organism in Eukaryota, Fungi, Ascomycota, Eurotiomycetes, Eurotiales, Aspergillaceae.